GAUAAAUUCCAAAAAUAUUAGCUUUAUUCAAAUUGACUUUCACUUUAUGUUUCUGAAUCUUCAAGGUCCAAAAGCAUUGCUUAAUAAUUCUGUUUCUAAAGUCACAUUGCAGCUCAGGGCAUGCUCUCCCUCCAAGGAAGAGACCAUAAUGUACUCUUGUCUCUAAAUCAUACAGGUAGGUAUCUCAGCAAAUGAUACUCAUGUAUUAUUGUUCUUAUGAGUAAAUCAUUGGCAGUGAGUGUGAUUAUGAAAUGAUAAAUACACGCCCUCUAUUGGGGUCAGGUUUUGUGCCUGUACUUCUUCCGCCUACUGUAUCAUAGCAGCUUAGAAUUCCAGCUGCUGGCUCUGGCUGCAGUUCUCUGAUGGCUCACACACGGUGCAUCAGCCCCGUUCCUUUAUGUCUGUGUCUACUGCUGACCUGUGGUUUUGCUGAGGCAGGGAAGCUGCUGGUAGUGCCCAUGGAUGGGAGCCACUGGUUCACCAUGCAGUCGGUGGUGGAGAAACUUAUCCUCAGGGGGCAUGAGGUGGUCGUAGUCAUGCCAGAGGUGAGUUGGCAGCUGGGAAGAUCACUGAAUUGCACAGUGAAGACUUAUUCAACCUCAUACACUCUGGAGGAUCUGGACCGGGAGUUCAUGGCUUUUGCCCAGGCUCAGUGGAAAGCACAAAUACAAAGUAUAUUUUCUCUGGUAAUGAGUUCAUCCACUGGUUUUUUUGAUUUACUUUUUUCACAUUGCAGGAGUUUGUUUAAUGACCAAAAGUUAGUAGAAUAUUUAAAGGAGAGUUCUUUUGAUGCGGUGUUUCUGGAUCCUUUUGAUGUCUGUGGCUUAAUUGUUGCCAAAUAUUUCUCCCUCCCCUCUGUGGUCUUUGCCAGGGGAAUAUUUUGCCACUAUCUUGAAGAAGGUGCACAGUGCCCUGCUCCUCUUUCCUAUGUACCCAGAGAACUCUUAGGGUUCUCAGAUGCCAUGACUUUCAAGGAGAGAGUACGGAACCAUGUCAUGCACUUGGAGGAACAUUUAUUUUGCAAGUAUUUUUUCAAAAGUGCCCUAGAAAUCGCCUCUGAAAUUCUCCAAACACCUGUCACGGAAUAUGAUCUCUACAACCAUACAUCAAUUUGGUUGUUGCGAACGGACUUUGUUUUGGACCCUCCCAAACCCGUGAUGCCCAACAUGGUCUUCAUUGGUGGUAUCAACUGCCAUCAGGGAAAGCCAGUGCCUAAGGUAAGUCAUUGCUCCUUUAGCACAUUAAAAGUAUUCUGGCUUCGAAUAUUUAAAAAGAUUCUUUACUGAACUGGGAUUCGACAUUUGUUUGUUGCGUCUAAAAUUUCUUUUCUGUGUAAAAAAUUAUUUUGUGCCACGCAUAUGCUUGUUGGUUAGCAACUUUGAUAUAACGGCCUCGUUAAUAUGUAUGUAUAUACAAUUAGUUAAUUGUUUAUAAUUUCCACUGCAUUUUUUUUUUUU
Messenger RNA from Macaca mulatta (Rhesus monkey), 1457 nucleotides. The record is from RefSeq and is a predicted model, not a curated record. Lineage: Eukaryota; Metazoa; Chordata; Mammalia; Primates; Cercopithecidae.